AUUCGAACGUCUAGCUUAGCAACAAAACAUUCGAACAUUGGCUGUUGUUUACGUCGAGUUUUCCGCCAAAAUUCAUAUUAUUUCCAAACGGACCACUGUCUGGACGCUCCAUAAUGACUACCUUGAACCCUAGCAGGACGAUUAAUAACUCGGAUGGUAAAUGUUUACUGGAAAAUUGGGUUGAGGAGAGGAGUACCAGAGAUCUUGGUUUGGAUGACAAGAGUAAAGACAGUACAAACAUCAAACAAUUAGGUGUCAGAGGUCAUAGCGGUAUUCUUACCACUAAUAAUGAGGCAAAACAAGAAAAAAUAUCAACAUGUAUGGAUUCAUAUCGACCACCUGAAAGCCCUGGUGUCAGAUUAGUUGGUAAAAAGCAACAAAUGUUGGAAAAAAUGUUGUAUGAAAAGGUCAGUCAAGAAGUGCAUGAAGAAUUCAAUCCUCCUCCUCCAGAACCAGAAUAUGUUUCAGUGACAAAAAAAGACUUUACUGUAGAAGGCUUUGUAUCUGAGUCACCGGAGCCAACAAUGGAUCAUAAUGUAGAAACAGAACAACCAAUCACAUUCUGGUCAGAUCACAAGAUGAAAAUAACUGGUGUAUCGCAAAUCAAGACACAUGACACUCCAUUUAGGAAAAAUGAUGCUUUCAGCAAACCAAUUGAAGAACGUUUUGAUGAAGCACAUCCUUAUGAACUUGAGCAAUACCCUUGGAUGUGAGCGUUACAACAUCUUUCGUCCUUAUUUUAUAUUGAGAUUAAUAAAUACUUAAAUAUUAUUUGGUGAACCAUCCAUUGUGUGAUUUGAAACAUUGUAUAUAUUAUGUAUUAAAAUAAUCAUGUAAGUGAAACCUAGUGAAUAUUGUACCAAGUUCCAUACCUC
Molecule: messenger RNA, 875 nt
Organism: Saccoglossus kowalevskii
Lineage: Eukaryota; Metazoa; Hemichordata; Enteropneusta; Harrimaniidae
Product: sperm-associated antigen 8-like
Biological process (GO): positive regulation of transcription by RNA polymerase II
Cellular component (GO): cytoplasm; nucleus
Molecular function (GO): microtubule binding
Source: RefSeq, a predicted model, not a curated record